AUGGCUGAUCGUAAAGUUCUCAACAAAUACUACCCGCCUGACUUUGAUCCUACAAAACUCCCUCGGCUGCGUGUCAAUCCUGUUAAAACUUUUGUUGUACGUAUCAUGGCUCCGUUCAACAUGAGAUGUAACACAUGUGGAGAGUACAUAUACAAGGGAAAGAAGUUCAACUCAAAAAAGGAGGAUGUUCUAGAUAUGGACUAUUUGGGACUAAAAAUCUUUCGGUUCUUUAUCAAAUGUACAAGGUGCUUAGCUGAGAUUAGUUUUCGAACUGAUCCAGAAAAUACAGAUUACGUCUGUGAACAGGGUGCUUCUAGAAAUUUCCAAGCUCAUGACUUUGCUGAAAAAGAAGAGAAAAGGAUGGCUAAAGAAGAAGCAGAUGAUGAAGCUAAUCCCAUGAAAGCACUAGAGAAAAGAACAAAGGAUUCUAAGAAUGAAAUGGACAUAAUUGAUGCUCUUGAGGAGCUAAAGGAUCUUAAUGCUCGUCGUGCCAACACUGACAUUGACACAAUGUUGGAAGCUGUCACAAGCAAGAAAAAUCCUGAGGAACUAGCUGAUGAAGAGGAUGCAAAGCUAGCUCGUGAAAUGUUUGAACAGAAAAGGAAGAAGAUAAAACGGCUUGAAACUGAUGCUGAUGCUGCUGAAUCAGAUGACCUGGAUACAAUAUCUAAUUUUUCUCUUAAAAAUGCGGCAGAAAUAGCCAAAAUUGCACCAACUGCUCCCCCAAAGAAGUCUAGCAAACUCAGUGGAUUGGUUGUUAAGAAAAAGAAGAAACUUAAAAGAGAACCUCCUACAACUAAAGCGUCAAAUAAGUCCACAAUCUUGAGUGAUUCAGGUCAAACCACUAACAAAGAUGAAAUGAACGGUCAGAACUCUAAUAAUCAUAUAUCACAAAGCAAGGUGGUAGCAGCCUCAACCCAAUUAACCUCUGUUCAAUCUUCGUCAGUUCCAUCUUCAGCAGCUCAAUCUUCCUCAGUUCAACCUUCUCCAAGUGGAGUUGGUAUUUCAUUGCUUGCAGAUUACAGUUGUAGUGAUUCUGAUUGAAACUUUCACUGCUUAAUAAUGACUCUUGUCGCUGCUAAUUAUUUAAAAUAUUUUAUGAUAAAUUAAGCAGGUUUGUUAACAAACUCAUGAAAACUAUAAAUUCUUGAAAUUAAUAAAUCAAAAUAUCUUUUUAUUAAGGGUUGCAUACAGAGGUUAUUUUAUCAUUUUAGUUUGCUUAAAGCAACUAGGUACAUCUUGUCUGUAAAAUGGUACACUAUUGUACACGUGAGUGUUGAUGGUAUUUAAUAUUUAUACCUGUCGACUUUAACACGAUGAUCUUUUAAAACAUGUCCGUUAUCACUGUAUCUGACACAUUAAAGAAUAUUUCUCUGUUUUAUUCGAA
Messenger RNA from Bolinopsis microptera, 1387 nucleotides. Its product is annotated as splicing factor YJU2-like. Gene Ontology annotation, biological process: mRNA splicing, via spliceosome. The transcript has a single exon. Gene Ontology annotation, cellular component: U2-type catalytic step 1 spliceosome. The coding region runs from base 1 to 1044 and encodes 347 amino acids. The record is from RefSeq and is a predicted model, not a curated record. Lineage: Eukaryota; Metazoa; Ctenophora; Tentaculata; Lobata; Bolinopsidae.